AUGAUUAUCAAAAGAAAAACAAAUUAUGAUAACAACCUCAAUAGCCCAAUUUCAAGAGUAAACUAUGAUUUUGAAGCACUUUACAACCAACAAAAAGAGUUUCAAAGGUUUUCAGGCCAUGAAGAUGUGUCGCUAGUGAAAAUGAAAAGUAAAUACACAAAUAAUCCUUAUGCAAAAAUAUCAUGUGGAUGUUUUAAUUCAACUAACCCAUUCCGUCAAGCCUGCAUAUAUAUUUCAUCUAAUAUCUGGUUUUCGAGAUUUAUUUUAUUAACAGCUAUCGCUAAUAGCAUCGGCUUAGGAUCUUAUGUAACCUAUGGGAAUACAUAUUUAGUCAAUUCAUUUGAAACUUUAUAUCUUAUAAUAUACACAAUAGAAUGCACAGUUAAAAUUACAGCCCUUGGUGAAAUUAUUUAUAAAAAUUCAUAUUUCAGAGAUUUUUGAAACUGUCUUGAUUUUUUUAUUGUAGUCUCUGGAUGAAUUGGAAAAGUAAUAGAUGGGAGAAAUUUGCUGUUUAUUCAGACUGUAUGAGCAUUUAGACCACUGAAGAUUAUUAAAGGGUUUAGUGAAACUAAUUUUAUAGUAAUCACUAUUGCAAAUUCUUUGCCUUUACUUGCUGAUGUUAUGAUUUUGAUUUUGUUUAUGAUUCUUGCAUUUGCGAUUGCUGGGACUAAUAUACCCAUUUAGAUAUAUUUUUUAUAUAAUUAUAAUUAUUUAUAAGAGCUGCCAAAUUUAUCAGAAAAAUAUAUUUAUUCUGGAGGAUUAAAUGGAAGCUGCAAUAGAGCAUAUGGUAAUAUUUCUUACUCUUUAUGCCUUCAAAAUACUUAUUGCCAAGAAGAAGAUCUAGCUUGUCUGCACUAUAAGUGUCCUGAAGUCGAAGAUUGUGCCAAAGAUACAAAUCCAAAUUUUGGAGUAACCUCAUUUGAUAAUGUUCUUGUUGGCUUCCUGACUGUUCUAAAUGUAGUUUUUGUGGAAUCUUGAAGCAAAAUAAUGUUUUAUUGCAGAACUACCCUGGAAAUAGAAGCAGUUACUGAUCUUUAUUUUAUGAUAAUUAUCAUUAUUGGGUCAUUUUUUUUUACAAAUCUUUUUAUAGCUGUUUUCUUUAUGAAGUUUCAUGAGGCAGUUAAUAAAGCUAAAGAAAUCAAAGAAAAAUCUAGACUUAAAGUUGAGAUUGAAGAAGCUGAAAGUUAUAAGCCGAAAGAGCCAGAAGAUAAUAGAGGAUUGAAAUAUUGCUGGUAUGCGAUUAAACUGAAUUUUUAUAGCAUGAUCAAUUCAAAAUGAUACAAAAGAAUUAUAGAUUUUUUUAUUAUAGUAAAUACAAUGAUGAUGUCAACAGAAUAUUAUGGAAUGAGUGAUUAUCAUAAAAAAGUGCUAAUACAUACAAAUAUAAUUUUCACUGCAAUAUUUUUAUUCGAAUUUUUGAUAAAAAUCAUUGCUUUAGGGCUUAAAGGAUACUUUUCAACAAAAUUUAAUAUUAUUGAAUUAAUAUUGUUAUGCUCAGCAGUAACUGAAUGCCUUUUAAUACAUGAUGCUAGCGAUCUAUUAACAGAAAAUUAUUAUAUAAUACGGGCACUUAGAGCGCUGAGAAUUCUAAAGCUGUUCAAAGAAUGGAAAUAUUUAAGAUACUUUGUUUCAAAAAUAGAAAACUGCAUAAAAUCUUUUUUUUAUUUAUCUAUUCUUUGCGCAAUUAUAAUAUAUGUGUAUACUCUUAUAGGAGCUGCUCAUUUUAAGGAUAAAUUAAAAGAUAAUCAAGGAUAUUCUCUGCGGUCUAAUUUCGACAAUUUGUUUUGGUCAUUUAUUACAGUGUUUCAGCUGUUUACUGGCAAUUGGUCACAGAUUCUAUAUAAUUUAGUUCACUCGAUGGGUUGAGUUUCAAUCUUUUACUCUUUAUCCUUUGUUAUAUUUAUCACAAAUAUACUUUCUUCACUAUUUUUAGCGAUCUUGCUAGAAGAGUUUAAAAACGAAAAAUGUGAUGAAAAUAUGCAAAAACCAAUCAAAAGUAUAAGUUAUGAAGAAAAAUCGUUAGAAAGUAAAAAGUUUAAGCCUGCUGAUAAAUUUGAAUUAGAAGGGACCUCUCUAUUUAUUUUUGGGCCAAAAAACCGUAUUAGGCUCUUUUUAAGAUCUUUAGUUGCCCAUCCUUAUUUCGAUAUAUAUAUGUUUAGUUUUUCUUCUUUAUCAACAAUCCUUAUAGCGAUUGAUCGAUUCUAUUGAGAUUUAUAUACAAUGAACGUAAUCAUGCUGAUAAGAACAAUCCUAACAGCUUUUUUUACAUCGGAAUGCAUUAUAAAAAUAAUUACAUUUGGUUUUAUAUCUGGAGAAAAUACAUAUUUAAAAAGUGGCUGGAACAUAAUAGAUUUUUUUAUAGUGCUCCUUAUAUGAGUUGGCUACAUCCUAAGAAAAAUUUAUGACAAAAGAACUUUUGCAUCAGCAGCUAUUGGAGCUUUGCUUGCUAUUAGACCUAUAAGAAUGGCAUCCAGAAAUCAGCAUUUAAGAACUAUUAUGAAUUCUCUUUACAGAUCUUUUUCUAUGCUGUUUAACAUUUUUCUUAUGGCAGUUUUGAAUUAUUUUAUGUUUGGUAUUAUUGGAGUAAUUCUAUUCAAAGGCUCUUUUUAUAAUUGCUCAGAUUUCAACAUACAAACGAAACAAGAUUGCACAGGAGAAUUUUGAAAUGGAGGAAAUUAUGAAAAAAGGGUAUGAAGAGACUCUGAUUAUAAUUUCAACAACAUUUUUUCAGCUAUAAAUGCCCUUUUCCAAAUCUCAACUCUAGAAAAUUGGCCUAUUUAUCUUUACAACUCAGUUGACGCAGUAGGCCCAGAUAAAGCUAUGAAAAGAGACUAUAACCAGCUUGCUUCUCUUUAUAUUGUUGGUUUUACGUUUUUUAUUAUAUUUUUUAUCGCAAACUUAUAUAUUGGAGCCUUAUACAAGAAUUUUAAAAAAUUUAGGGAAGAAAAACAGUCAUUUUUCUUGACACGAAAACAGCAGGAAUGAGUGAAAAUACAAAGGCUGCUAUUACAGUCAUCACCAGUUAUUCGAUAUAUUAGACCAAAAAAUAAAUUUAUUUCCCCCCAUCCUUGAUCGAACAACUCGCCAUCGUUCGAUCUAAAAAAAAAUUUUUUGGGAAAAAAAAUUUAUAUAUAAAAUAAAAAAUAUAUAUAUAUUUUUUAUUUACAUUUAAAUAAGAGAGUUAAGAGUAUUUAAUAAUUAUUUUUACAGCAAAAAAUUGAAUUAAUUUUCAUAAAAAUACCAAGUUUUAAUAUUUUGAUUUAUUAGUCACACCUUUAAACUGUAUAAAUUUUUAAUUUGUUCCUUAUUAAAUUAGAUUAGGUUAGAUUAACGCUUUGUAUUUAUAGUCCCCACUUCCUAAGCACUAUGCGUUCCGCAGCGAUAUCGCUGCGGGGUGGGCUUCCUCAAGGCUAACUUAGGCCCAGGCCGAAACCCCGAUUUCUCGGUAGUGGUAUUUCCCUCCGGAUCCGAGUCAUACGGAUUUUGCCGGGAACCACCAUUUCCAACCUAAGCGCCAGCAUCACCCAACCCUGCUUAGCUCGGCCAGAUUGCCCCCUUUUUCAGGGACCCUUUUAACUUGAGAGACUGACUCCCUUGAGAUCUGAGUCGAGCUUCGCCUCCCCUCUUUCCGGAUUAGCUCCAGAAAGAACUCAACCCCUUGUGGGAUUCGGGGCGAAGCCACCAAGUAGCCUAGGCAGGUAGUUCACCCUGCCUCUUUCGGACACUGAGUCUGGGCCUCAGCGCUACUGGCAAAAAGAAUGCGAAAAACUGCUGCCUGGGUCAAGUCCCAAAAUCAGCGGAAAUUGGGCUAGGCCUCUCGCCUCGAGGUUAACCUUCCCUUGAGUAGCUCUCCGCAUCCAAAAACCACGUCCGGUAUACAUAAGGACACCCGCCACGGGAGGACGGGUCACUCGUCUCCGGCCAUUUUAUGUAUAUUCCUUAUUAAAUUAAAAUUUUUUUUUUUAAAAUUUUAAAGAAUCUCUAUUUUAGAGAUUAUUGAGUUUUUAAGCUUAGUUGAUGACUAAGUCACUUCGAAUGGUUGAUUCCGAAGCUUUCUGUCGUCUCAACGUCUCUGAAAACAACUUCGUUAUGUACAUCUUCCCAAGCUUUUGAUAACUAAUAUAUUUUUAUAUAUCUAAAAAUUUGCAUGAUAUGAAAAUCGUUCGAUCAAGGAUGGGGGGGAGUUAGGAGAAAAAUAUUUAGCUUGGUGCAUGAUUAUCGAUUUGAAAAUUUAAUUGCUGGGCUGCUUGCGUUAAAUAUAUUAUUUAUGUGUCUGCAUACUUCUGAAAUGUCAAGUGAAAUGGAAACGGUGCUGACUGUUGCUGAUUCUAUUUUUACCAAUGCAUUUAUGCUUGAAGCCAUUUUAAAAAUUAUUGGUUUAGGACCUAGAUUUUAUUUUGCUAAUAAUUGGGACAUCUUUGACUUUUCAAUCUCCCUACUAUCAUAUUUAUCAGUUAUUUCUAUCUGGCCUUCCAGUGGCUCUGUGGCAAGGAUUUUCAGAAUUAUAAGGGCUUUUCGUAUAAUAAAAUUCUUGAAGCACUUUAACAACAUUUUUAAUACAUUUUUGCUCUCACUUCCGUCAAUGAUAAAUUCAGCUAUUUUGCUUUUGCUUUUGUUUUCAAUUUAUGCAUGCGCUGGAGUUGUACUGUGGGGAGGAAUGCGCCAUCAAGUUUAUAUUAACAAAAAUUCAAAUUUUGAAAAUUUUUAUAAUGCAUUUGUUUUGCUAUUUACUUCAAGCACAGGAGAAAACUGGAAUGAAAUUUAUUUUGAGUGCUUUGGGAAAUCAGAGUGUGAGGGAGGGUUUAUGUUUUGUGGGAAUCCUUAUUUCGCAGUUAUUUACUGGGCAUCUUUUCAGAUUCUUUCAAGGUUUAUAUUUUUAAAUAUGUUUAUCGUAGUUAUUUUGGAAAACUUCACUCAUGCAAAUUCAAAAGAAUCGGUUAUCACAGGGUUAACAAAAAGAGACUUACUCAGCAAUAUCUGUCAUAAAUAAUUUCAAUAAAUAAUAAUUAUUUGCAUUAUUAAUUCUAAUAUUUAUUUUUUAAUCUUUUUUAUAUAUAGAUUUUUCCCUUCAAUUAAUAAUUUUUAUAAGAGUUUAAAAUUCGAAAUUUUAUUUAUUAAAAGAAUCAUUUUACUAGAAAUUAGCAAUAAUUUAAGAAACAUUAAUGAAUUACUUUUAUAUAGAGAAUUAGAGAACUUCGAAAAAGCAUGAAGCAAAUUUGCUCCUUAUGGGGACCAUUUCAUAAAAACAAAAUGGCUUCCAAGCCUUUUGAAUACUUUAGAGCUCCCCUUAGGCUUCAAAGGGCAAAUGCUUUCAAACUGUGACAUGCUAAGGCUUAUUUCUGCUUUGAAUAUAAAAGAAUAUAAUGGAAAAGUAAAUUUUGCAGAAAUUUUGCUUAUUUUAGCCAAUGCAGUUAGCGCAAGCGAUAUGACAUCUAGAAUAAUAAUAAAAUGGCUACGUACGGAUUCCUCCUUCGUUUUUAUUAUUGUGGGGUUCAGUUUUCCCACGUGGACCUUUAUCCGCAACACAAAUAUGGAAUAUUGCAUAGGGCAUUUCUUUGGUCCCAGACAUAUGGUUUUUCUGCUUGAUACAGGUGACUCUUAGGCGGAACACACUCAGGAGUCAAGUGUCGGCGAGGUAAAUGCGACCAGUGCGACCAUCUGGCCUGAAGGGUGCAUCUGUUGACAUCACCAGUUGGGAGUUAAAAGGAUGGGCUUAUGCAUGUCUAAAUCAUCCUACUGAAGAGUGAAUACACUUUAAAUACCUACAUAACAUUAAGACAUGACAUCUAGCGAAAUUGUAAGAGCGUUUAAUAAUGCUUAUCCAAAUAAAAUAUAUAGCAAGCCAAAUACUUCAAGUAUAAGAACUGAAGGAACUGCAGCAGCCAAAAGUUUGGCUGCACUUGCGUUAAUAAGGAUGUGGAGAAAAUAUAAAUCAAAAAAAGAAAAUUAA
Blepharisma stoltei is the source of this 5950-nucleotide messenger RNA. The record is from the annotation of a GenBank genome assembly. NCBI's taxonomy places the organism in Eukaryota, Ciliophora, Heterotrichea, Heterotrichida, Blepharismidae.